GCAAGAGGCAGCAGCUCCGCGCGUUGAACUGGGAGCUCAUGAGCUUCCAAAUACCACUCCAAGCUCAACUAAACAACAACCACACAAUCCGCAAACAUGUGAGUUCAUCUGUACGAAAGAUCCAAGUUUUCAUGAUGCUAAUGUAUGUUUUCAAUCCAGGGAGGUAUUACUUGGAAUCACUGGUCAAGACUUUACCCUCAUUGCAGCCUCCAAAGCUGCAAUGAGAGGUGCAACCGUCCUCAAAGCUGCCGACGACAAGACCAGACAGUUGAAUAAGCACACUCUAAUGGCAUUCUCCGGCGAAGCAGGAGAUACCAGUACGUCUACAAUCACACUACACUCUUAGCUCCAGAAGCCCUCACUAAUAUCCUCCCUCCAGUCCAAUUCGCAGAAUACAUCCAAGCCAACGCUCAACUCUACUCCAUGCGCAACGGCAUCGACCUCUCCCCUUCAGCCGUCGCCAACUUCGUCCGCGGCGAGCUCGCCUCCUCCUUACGCUCCCGCAAGCCCUACAACGUCAACCUGCUUCUCGGCGGCGUGGACCCCAUCACCCUCAAGCCAUCAUUAUAUUGGAUGGACUACCUAGCGUCGCUUGCCCCCCUCCCAUAUGCCGCCCAUGGAUACGCACAAUACUACUGUCUCUCCAUCCUUGAUAAGCAUCACCACCCGGAUAUCAAUUACGAGCAGGGAAUCAAGAUCCUUAGGAUGUGUACGGAUGAGCUGAAGAGGAGGUUGCCGAUUGAUUUCAAGGGGAUGUUGGUGAAGGUGAUUACGAAGGAUGGGAUUCGGGAGGUGGAUUAUGAUGAUUCGGCAAGGAUUGAUUGCCCUUAGUUGUCUCUUGUGGGUUCGCAGGGGAGGAUGAAUGGGUCUCUGGCGUGAUGGGGAAAUUACUGAAUGGAUGUAUUAUAGCAUGGCAUCAAAUGGCGAUCACGUACGGUCAAGACUAUCAUGAAAUCUGGUUUACUGGAUCUUUUGGUAUUUCCCGGAUUGGUAUGAUGUGUGGUGAGCG
Messenger RNA from Hymenoscyphus albidus, 1009 nucleotides. The record is from the annotation of a GenBank genome assembly. Lineage: Eukaryota; Fungi; Ascomycota; Leotiomycetes; Helotiales; Helotiaceae.